CAAGUGAAUGCCAUUGAUAAAUAAGCAGAAAACAGCAACAACCACCCAGAAAUUCCACAUCCAUACAAAUAAGGAAAGCAGGCUACAAUGGGUGCACCGGAAUUACCAAAUGAUCCUGGCGAAGAAGAUUUACGCACAGUACACAUGGCACAAAAUCCACCCAUUGUUGCAAGUGAUGAAAGUGACAAUGAAUCUUUGGAUGACUACGAUGGCUAUCAACCCUUGGCUAUGGAUGACAAUCAGAUGGAGUACACUAGCAUAGCAUUGCAAGAAGAUGAUGAUGAUGAUGGUACGGCAGAACAAGAGAGUUUUAAUAGAACGCGGCCACCAGUUAAUACCAUAGAAGAGAAUGUUGAGCCACAGCAGUCUGCUGAGGACGUUGAGGUUACACAUGGUGAUCCAAAUUUGCCUCCAAUUGAAAGUAUAGAUGCUGAAAUUGAACGAGAAGUUUGGAGCCAACCAAGACCUGAGGAAUUGCAAAUAGAGUUAGAUAGUAGCAAGACACAGCAGAUACUAAGCGCAAUGGCCAAUUUUACCUUACCUAAUAUUGGUGUACCGUCAUGGGCAGAGGGUGUACCCGAAGAACGUUGGAAAGAAGAACUGCUACAGCGUAUACGCCAACGGAAACCAGCAACAAAUGAUGCCACAAUGGAUGUCGAUAAGGAAACUAAAUAGUGAUACUAACAAAAUAUUCCAUAUUUUAUGUAAAAUAAUUUAGAUGUGUUUUUGGUAAAUCGCAAAGCUUGGCGAAAAAUAAUUUAUAUCUUCUAAUUGAAUAUUUAGAACUUUUAACAGUUCUAAUUUAACGGUUUAUUCUAAGUAUUAUGAUUUAUAAUAACUCAACCGAAUUAGUCUUAGUUGCCUUUUAGCAAGUAAAUAAACGGAAAAAACUGAAAAAAUGUUG
This is a messenger RNA of Stomoxys calcitrans (stable fly), 904 nucleotides long. RefSeq lists its product as uncharacterized. NCBI's taxonomy places the organism in Eukaryota, Metazoa, Arthropoda, Insecta, Diptera, Muscidae. Gene Ontology annotation, biological process: spermatogenesis. The record is from RefSeq and is a predicted model, not a curated record. The transcript has 2 exons. The coding region runs from base 88 to 675 and encodes 195 amino acids.